Molecule: messenger RNA, 1111 nt
Organism: Misgurnus anguillicaudatus (oriental weatherfish)
Lineage: Eukaryota; Metazoa; Chordata; Actinopteri; Cypriniformes; Cobitidae
Source: RefSeq, a predicted model, not a curated record
UCAUGUGCUCACGCAAAACCUUAAUGUGCAGAUUUUUUUUUUAAAGUUUAGUUUCAUGUGCUCACGUGAAACUUUCAUGUGCUCACGUGAAACCCAUUUCGCGCUGUUAUGAACACUCAGCGGCACCGCAGCAACGAUGGCGGCUAAAGAUGAGUUGGAAACGUUCCUUAGAAGUCGAAAUAUACCAGACAAUGUGAUAGUUAAACUGAAAGAUGAUAAGAUCGACAUGAAUGUCAUAGAUUUAAUGGCGGAUGAAGAGCUGGGUCAAUAUAUUGAUAGAUAUGGAGACCGACUUGCUCUACGAGCAUUUUGUCGGCAAAGAACUUUGAAGAACAACAGUGGGACAGUGAAGUCAGCUCUGAUGCACAGGGUUCGAGAAAAAAUAGAAGGAAGAACCUCCACCAACAGCGACACAGCUGUGGGUAGACCUAUCGGCAAUAAAUAUGCCGUGAAAGACACUCGGCGGGUCGAAAUGGGAUGGCUUCACAUUCAGAAGGGUGAGUGUCACCAGGUCCGAACCAAAGGUGGAGGUGGAACACGCCACCUGUCUGUGCAGAAAACAGUAACUGUGGCAGAGCUGCUAGAGAUAGGCAAAGAUUUAUUCUUCCCAGAAGGACACUCUUCCAAAGGACCUAUUGGUAAUUUCGAUUUUGACAUUCGUGAUUUCAGCCAGAAGUCACUACCUCUUGAUUGCACCAUAAACCAGCUGUAUGAGAAGACCAAGCUGCGAAUGCUUCGUAUUUACACAUGCUCCUGGGAUAAAAACACCCCAAUCAUUCUCUCUGAUGCAUCUUCAGACUUUGAGCCCACCGAUGCGAGGCCAGUGAAGGUAGGAACAUUUCUCUUCAACUCGGUCUGUUUAAAAGCAUAUUGUGGCAAGCAUUAAACACAAAAUGGAGGACAUGGAAUUGAAUUGAAUGAAAACUUGAUUUAUGUCUCUGGGUAUGUCUGUGUUUAUGCACUAUUAGACACUAUUAGACAACUACAGCCAUGUAUGUAAACGGCGGACCCCUUUUCAACCAAUGAAUGUAUAUUCAAUAAAUCAUAUAGGUGGAUGAGCUCACUGAGCUGCCACAAAAUAUAUGAAAAUAUCCCCUGUAGGCCUGUGUCG